Colletotrichum graminicola M1.001 is the source of this 990-nucleotide messenger RNA. Its product is annotated as aldo/keto reductase. The transcript is spliced from 4 exons. The coding region runs from base 1 to 990 and encodes 329 amino acids. NCBI's taxonomy places the organism in Eukaryota, Fungi, Ascomycota, Sordariomycetes, Glomerellales, Glomerellaceae. Gene Ontology annotation, cellular component: cytosol. Gene Ontology annotation, molecular function: aldose reductase (NADPH) activity. The record is from RefSeq and is a predicted model, not a curated record.
AUGGCGCCACCUGUUUGCACCAAAACUUUUAAGUUGAACAAUGGCCUCGAUUUUCCGGCCGUCGGUCUGGGUACCUGGCAAGGCAAGCAAGCCCCAUUGCGAACGGAUGAUUCCAAGGCCCUGGAGGAGUCCAUUAUCCAUGCGUUGAAGGUCGGCUACCGCCACAUUGACACCGCGCAGCUUUACGGCGUAGAGGAGGUCGUGGGCAGGGCCAUCCGUAACAGCGGCGUCCCCCGCUCCGAGAUCAUCGUAGUCACCAAAUUUUGGGGCAACUGGCACCACGACCCGGCCAAGGCGCUCCAGAUUUCGCUGGACACUCUCGGGCUUGAUUACAUUGACGUCUUCCUCAUGCAUUGGCCAUGGGCCACAACCCCUGCUCCGGAGAUGAAGGUUCUCAAGAAGUGGGAGAGCCCAACCUUUAUUGAGACGUGGAAGAUGAUGGAGCCGCUGGUUGGUGAGAAGUGCAGGGCCAUUGGUGUGAGCAACUUUAUGCCUAAGGUCAUGGAUGAGCUGCUUGCAGAGGCCAAGAUUGUGCCGGCCAUUAACCAGGUCGAGCUGCAUGCUUUCAACCCCAACCUGAAUCUGGUGCCCUACUGCCAGGAAAAGGGUAUUGUUGUCACCAGCUGGAGCACACUGGGGGGCUCGAGCGCGGCGCAAAACGAAAUCCUUACCCACGAGCUCUUCACCAGCAUUGCCAAGGCCCACGACGUCUCUACCGGCGUGGUCUCGCUGUCCUGGGCGGUACAGCGAGGCAUUGCGGUCAUCCCAAAGAGCGCAAACAAGGCCCGCAUCGAAGAGAACAUCCGUCUCGUCACUCUCACCGACGAGGAGAUGCGCAAAAUCAACGAGGCACACAAGACGAUCAAGAGGGAGAGAUUAUCUAACAACAUUGCAUCGCAACACAUGGAGAUUGACGGUAAGAUGACGCAACAGGGUUGGACUUACGUUGAUAUGGGCUACGAAGACGAGAAUGGCAACUGGUUAGCGUGA